AUAAAACCAUAAUAUGUAUGACACUGAAGUUGCAUCAUAAAACCAUCAUUUCUCAUCUGAAAGACCAAAACACCUCCUCCCUCCGCUUUCACUGUUCGUUGUCAUGUCGUCCGGAGAAGGUACUUCGCACAACCGCACAUCCCUCGACAAGAGACCGAUCGAAACGUGCCAUAAAGAUUAUCAGCGUUCGGUAUAUCAGCGUUCGGUAUAUCAUUCAAAUGAAUCAGUUGGUAAGAAGUAAACGGUAUGAUGAUGAUCAGUUUGAGCAAGUGGAAGCCAUCUGCGACGUUCUCAUCGCCGCAGAGAACCGGCUUCCAAACGGGUUAAAGGAUUAUUACGGCAUGAUUAGGGCGAACCGAUUCGGACCGGUUUUAUUGGAGGACUUCGAGAAAUUGAUGAAGCUUCUUGAUAAGACGCAUAACCAUUUCCCAUUUAGCCAAGAAGCUGCUGAUAAAGCCUCGCUAGCUUGGUCUUUGCUGUCUAAGCCACCCAUCAAGGCCCAUUACGAUCUCGCUAUCUUCGCAUUUUGCGGAGAGUGUAGCAAAGGAAAACGAAAGAUGGGUUUUCAUGAAUCCUUUAUCCCCAAGAAACAAAUUGAGGUGGUGGUUAUUUCUGAUGACGAUGACGACGACUACGACGAUCGAGUACGGCCAUAAGAUUAUUUCAAUGGCUCGAACUGCGAGACUAUGCGU
Messenger RNA from Arabidopsis lyrata subsp. lyrata, 692 nucleotides. RefSeq lists its product as uncharacterized. The transcript has a single exon. NCBI's taxonomy places the organism in Eukaryota, Viridiplantae, Streptophyta, Magnoliopsida, Brassicales, Brassicaceae. Bases 18 to 656 code for a protein of 212 amino acids. The record is from RefSeq and is a predicted model, not a curated record.